AUGGCUGCCGAGCGCCCCGCGCCCGUCCGCGCGGGCUACUCGCCGGCCAGCGGCACGGACUCCGAGCUGGGCGACGUGGAGGCCGAGCCGGUGGCGGCGGGGCCGCCGGUGCGCUGGGCGUCGGUCCGCGCGGGCUACUCGACGGCCAGCGCCACGGACUCUGGCGGGGACGCCGGGCCGGCGCCGGCGCUUUCGGAGCCUCGGUGCGCCUCGCCGCUGCGGGGGCGCCUCGGCGGCGGGGCCCGCCGCGUGCUGGCGCAGUGGCGCGCCCUCGCCACGGGCGCGGCGGCGCUCGCCCUCGCGGGCGCGUGCUACGCCGCUCACCGAGGAGCCGCGGGGGCCGCGCGGCGGCCGCACCGGGCGGAGCUCGGCACCGAGGACCUGAUCAUGGAGCAGCAGGGCCCCGCGUGCGGCCCCGUGCUGCAGGACUACGACUUUCCAGGCAACGACGUCGCGUGGCACGAGGGCGUGGAGAGCCCCGAGGUGUGCUGCCAGCUGUGCGCCGGCGGCGCUGGCUGCGAGGCCUGGGCAUACGAGGUACCCUCGCACAGGUGCUUCCUGAAGGGGGGGAUCCCCUUCGGCAUGAUGGCCAGCGCCCAGCACGACGGCUGGAUCUCCGGGGGCGUCAUCCGCCCUGCGGCGCCGCAGGGUGGCCCUCCCCUGACGGCCAUGGAGACUCCGAGGGGCCUGGGCGCCCCGGCGCCUGGGCAGGGCGAGCCCCCGCCCGGCGUCCUCAGCAACAUCCGCGGGCUGCUGGCGGGGCUCUUCCAUCAAGCCCCGCAGGCCUCCAGCAGCCCACCGCCGGCGCAGGCCGUGGUCCCGGUGUUCACGCCGCCGCCCCCGGUGCUGCAGGCGCCCGCCAGCACCACCGCCGCACAGUGCGGCCAGGUGGAGGACGGCGUGGACUACCCCGGCAACGACCUGGAGAGGGUGUCGGAGGUGGGGAGUGCGGAGCUGUGCUGUCAGGAGUGCGCCGGCAACGAGGAGUGCAUGGCCUGGAGCUUCCAGGCGCCCGAGUCGGCGUGCUUCUUGAAGGGCGCGUCUCCCAGGGCCACGAUCACAAAGGUCUCGAACGAGGACUUUACGUCUGGCAUGCCCACGCAGGUCGGCCGCAGCAUCGAGGCGGUGGAACGCCCCGCUGGUCAGUCGCUCUACUGCUUCGCGCUUAUGGUGCCCGACACCUACGAGGCCGGGCUGCUGGACAUGCAGUACGAGGAGGGGAUCAGCUUAUUCGACUGUGACGAGUACGCCGUGAUCACCAACCGGAAUCUGAAGAUCGCCGACAAGGUUCAGGCCAUUAAGGUCAACAGUGACCUCAAGUGCACGAGCGGAGGCGAGUUCCAGACGGCGAUGAACACGGACAUCUUUUUGACCGUCUGGGCCAAGGUGAUCGAGCUGGACAGAUACAGCCGCCACGACUGGACUGUGAAGGUGGACGCGGACUGCGCUUUCUCGCCGACUCGACUUCGGAGCCUGCUGCAAAGCCGCGUUGAUAGCGCAGAGGGCGUUUACCUGAACAACUGCAUGUUUGGCCUGCACGGCCCCCUGGAGGUGCUGUCGCGGAACGCGGUGGAGGUGUUCGCUGCGGGGCGUGCCACCUGUGCGGCGCAGCUCGCGGAGAAGUGCGGCGGGCCUUGCCAGUGGGGCGAGGACAUGUACCUCGACCAGUGCCUGCAGCUGCUGCGCGUCCGGAGGGAGUACGAGCAGCGCCUGCUCACGGAGGAUCACUGCGAGCCCCCACUGGGCUGGGACUCCUGCUCGGGCCCGGGCGUCGUGGCAUUCCAUCCCUUCAAGGACGCCGACAAGUACAAGGAGUGCGUUUCUGCGAUGGCCUCCUGA
Messenger RNA from Prorocentrum cordatum, 1839 nucleotides. The record is from the annotation of a GenBank genome assembly. Lineage: Eukaryota; Dinophyceae; Prorocentrales; Prorocentraceae.